CUGCAUUUUGCAGCUUCAGCUAUGGAUCAAAUGGCAAGGUAGAUGUACUCGAACUAGUUCGCCAAAUUUGCAAGCUAGACAAGGAAAACUUUUUCUGUAGGCUUGAUCUAGCUAUGCCUCACUCACCCCUGAGAUUUUUGGAAGUUAAUUUCUGACGUGAUCAUUUGAUCCAUAUAUUCGGUUGGUCAAGACAGCCCGGGUGCUCCUUUUUUUCAUGGUAGCUACUGGCUAAUCUCUUGAAGCCCAAGACUCGAGGCCAAAGUUUCUUAUCUUGCUAUCUAAGAAGAACGGAUAAUGUAAUUAGAUAAGAUGAUCCCCGAAGCACCCUGAAUUCGUUAAAGACGCUCAUCAAGAGCAUUAUCAGUGAUGUCCAUCUAAAUCUCCAAUUGAUGCAUGACAUGUCCAAAGAAUACGUACGAAAUGUAAUUUUGUAGGGAAAAGAUAUUGUCAAACGUGCGUAAUCAAGGCAAAAUGACCAUGGUCGUCCGACCAUUUCUGUCUCAAACAGAGCCACUCGGCCUACAGUUUUGCCUUACCCAGAAAGCGCAAAACCAACGUUUGUUCUGGUUGGUGGCCAGUAGCUGUUACACAUAUGAUUCUUGUUUCAAAAGGAGGAAGAUAGAAGUGCCUACAUCAAUGAUGAAAAAUUACCGAUACAGAUGUAUGACCGGCUACUAAACUUGGCAUCCAGUGCUCUUGCAGAGGUUAGCUGCAAAACUUCUAUGAAAGAGUUUAAGCAAGAGACGUCAAGACUCUGGGAGGAACCAUAUUCAAAGGCAUCUGCAUGGAAACCAUGUGCGGACCGAAAGCUUCCAAGCAAUCUAGGAAAAUUCGACAAAAAUAAUGGCUACAUACUAAUCAGUGCAAAUGGGGGUCUCAAUCAACAGCGAGUUGCUAUCUGCAAUGCUGUUGCUGUGGCAUCUCUUCUUAAUGCAACUUUGGUUAUUCCAAGAUUUCUAUAUAGCAAUGUUUGGAACGAUCCCAGCCAAUUUGGUGAUAUUUACCAAGAGGAGUAUUUUAUGAAUGUUUUGAAGGAUGAAAUCAAUAUUGUAAAGGAACUCCCUCCUGAUCUGGGAUCACUUGACAUUGAAGCAUUAGGUAGCCUGAUUACUGAUGCAGAUCUUCCAAAGGAGGCAAAGCCUGCUGAUUACAUCAGAAAUAUACUUCCCAUCCUCUUACAAAAUGGAAUUGUUCACUUCCUUGGGUUUGGAAAUCGACUAGGCUUUGAUCCAUUUCCUUCUAAACUUCAGAGAUUAAGAUGCAAAUGUAACUUCCAUGCUUUGAAGUUCGUGCCAAAAAUCCAACGAGUUGGUUCAUUAUUGGUCAGAAGGAUUAGAAAAUAUGAUGCUGCACGGAGUACGCUGGACAGACAAUUACUAGGAAACUUCAUGCCCGAAAAUCUAUCGAAUGAGAAUGAUGCUGCUAGAAGCCCAUCCAAAUAUCUUGCUCUACAUUUGAGAUUUGAAAUGGACAUGGUGGCCUACUCCCUGUGUGAAUUUGGAGGUGGAGCAAGUGAGAAAAAGGAACUUCAAGCCUAUAGAGAAAUCCAUUUUCCUCUGCUUAUUGAGCGCUUAAAGAACUCAAGCCCCGUUUCUCCAACAGAGUUAAGAAAGUUGGGAAGAUGUCCACUGACACCAGAGGAAGCAGCACUGGUCCUAUCUGGACUUGGUUUUAAGCGUGGAACUUACAUUUAUUUGGCUGGUUCUCAUAUUUAUGGAGAAAAAUCCAGGAUGGAUUCCUUCACCAGCCUCUAUCCCAAUUUGGUCACAAAGGAAACCAUUCUAACUCCCCACGAACUUGCACCUUUUAGAAAUUUCUCUUCUCAGUUAGCUGCACUGGACUUUAUUGCAUGUGCAACUGCGGAUGUUUUUGCCAUGACCGACUCUGGAAGCCAACUUUCAUCCCUGGUGACUGGACUCCGAACUUACUAUGGUGGUGGCCGUGCUCCUACCUUGCGGCCUAACAAGAAGAGGCUGGCAACAAUUUUGUCGGAGAAUAGCACAAUUGGAUGGAACAGUUUUGAAGACAGAGUGAAAAAGAUGAUCGACGAAGGUCAAAGAGUGCGUGUGAGGGGCUUUGGUCGGAGCAUUUAUCGACAGCCAAGGUGCCCUGAGUGCAUGUGCAAAGCUCAGUAGCAUGUCCUUAUCUUGGCCACUCUUUUAAGCUCUCUUAUCUUUUUAACGUUUUUACCCCUUAUCUGGUCAGCAUAGUUGAGAUUUUCCAGCGGAUAUAGCAUAUGCAGAGUGUUCAAGCUUACAGUGUAAUUUUUUUUCCCUUAUCUUUUUUUUUUCGAUGAGUAUGAUUCAAAAUCUCUGACAAUUGUAGUUCAUCUUUUGAU
Molecule: messenger RNA, 2338 nt
Organism: Juglans regia (Persian walnut)
Lineage: Eukaryota; Viridiplantae; Streptophyta; Magnoliopsida; Fagales; Juglandaceae
Product: O-fucosyltransferase 8
Exons: 10
Coding region: 660-2135 (491 amino acids)
Source: RefSeq, a predicted model, not a curated record